This is a messenger RNA of Sphenostylis stenocarpa, 360 nucleotides long. The record is from the annotation of a GenBank genome assembly. NCBI's taxonomy places the organism in Eukaryota, Viridiplantae, Streptophyta, Magnoliopsida, Fabales, Fabaceae.
AUGCCCGUGCCUUAUUCUUCCCUGUUUUUCCAAAAUCAACCUGUAUUAAAUGAAUUUCAUCCAACAAAGCAGAGAUUCAGUGGGACAACGCUUACGGAAACAUUGCCUAUCAUAUCUUCUGCGUUGCCACAAGUGUCAGGGUUUAAACGUGCUCAUUAUAGUGGACAUCUUCCAGAGCUACAAACAAACAAGGAUGUGGCUUCUCAUUUUGAUUUUUGUGGUGUGUCUUCAGGCUUCCCUUUAGCUAGGAGUACCCUAACUGAGGAUGAUUUUCUUGAAAUGUCCUAUGAAGAAUACCUGGAGGAGGUCCAUAGCAGAGGAAGGAAACAGUUACGCAUCAGUGCAACUAAAUCAUCUUGA